This is a messenger RNA of Oryza brachyantha (malo sina), 3441 nucleotides long. RefSeq names its product disease resistance protein RGA5-like. The record is from RefSeq and is a predicted model, not a curated record. Lineage: Eukaryota; Viridiplantae; Streptophyta; Magnoliopsida; Poales; Poaceae. Gene Ontology annotation, molecular function: ADP binding; ATP hydrolysis activity. The transcript has 4 exons. Gene Ontology annotation, biological process: defense response to other organism. Bases 244 to 3141 code for a protein of 965 amino acids.
CCAACCGCGAGCUUUGACCAACGACUUCCCCGCAAAUCCUUCUCAGCGUCAGUACCCAGUACCCACCUGUUCAUAGCACAAAAUCCACGGCCACGGAUUCGAUUCUUGACAAGUUCCACGAGCUACCGCCGCGAGGAGGAGAUUUCUGCAAUUUUCAGUGGUUUGAAAGCCACAAUCAUCCACCAACCAACAGAAGAUUUCAGCCAUUUCGGCGCAAGAACUGAUUUGCGCGAGAGAGAGGAGAUGGAGGUGGAUGGCAUCAUGGUGAGCGCGGCGACCGGGGCGAUGAACUCCCUCCUCGGCAAGCUCGCCGCGCUGCUGGAGGAGGACUACCAGAUGCACAGGAGGAUGAAGCGAGAUAUCACCUUCCUCAGGGACGAGCUGAGCAGCAUGAACGCUCUCCUCGAGAGGCUGGCCGACGCGGAGGCGCUCGACCCGCAGACGAAGGAGUGGAGGAACCAGGUGAGGGAGAUGAGCUACGACAUCGAGGACUGCAUCGACGAGCACACGCGCCAGCUCCGCAUCCGGCAGCCGCAGGCGGCCAGUGGCGUCUUGGGGUUCUUCCAUGGCUAUGUGCAGAAGGUGAAGGAGCUUGUUGGCCGGCACGAGAUUGCCGAGCAGAUCCGGGAGCUCAAGGCCCGGAUCGUCGAGGCGGGUCACAGGCGAAAGCGGUACAAGCUCGAUUCGUCUGCGGUGAACUGUAAGAGCAGUAAUGCUGUGGCGAUUGACCAUCGAUUGCCUGCGCUGUAUGCCGAGUUGGAUGCUCUUGUUGGUAUUGACGCUCCAAGGGAUGAGAUCAUUAGGUUGUUGGAUGAUGGGGAUCAGAGGAUGAAGGUAGUCUCAAUUGUGGGUUCAGGAGGAUUAGGCAAGACCACUCUUGCUAACCAGGUGUACCAGAAAUUUGGGAAGCAAUUUGAUUGCAAAGCUUUUGUGUCACUGUCACAACAUCCUGACAUGGGAAUGAUCUUUCAAACCAUACUAUACCAAGUCAAUGAUGAGGCUGUCAGAACUAGAUCUGGAGACAAGGAGCAGGUCAUCAAUGAACUGAGGGCUUUCCUAAAGAACAAGAGGUAUUUUAUUGUGAUUGAUGACAUAUGGAGUACCCAAGCAUGGAAGACUAUUAGAUAUUCGUUGCUUGAGAAUAAUUAUGGUAGUAGAAUAUUAGUGACAACAAGAAUCGGUACUGUUGCAAAGUCAUGUUCCUCCCGUUGCCUUGAUCUUGUAUAUGAACUAAGAGUGCUGAGUGAAAAUGACUCUAGAAGGUUGUUUUUUAGAAGAAUUUUUGGCACUGAAGAUAAAUGCCCUCAUCAAUUGAAAGAUAUUUCAAUUGAAAUUGUAAGGAAAUGUGGUGGUCUACCAUUGGCAAUAAUUUCUGUGGCUAGUUUGUUGACUACUAAACCAUAUGCAAGAGCAGAGUGGUACAAGGUGCAUGAUUCGAUUGGUUCAGGACUUGAGCAAAAUUCUGACGUGGAGGAAAUGAACAUGAUAUUAUCUCUGAGUUACUAUGAUCUUCCUUAUCAUUUAAGGACUUGCUUAUUGUAUCUAAGUAUGUUUCCAGAGGAUUAUGUGAUCAACAGGGAUUAUUUGAUAAGAAGGUGGAUAUCAGAAGGAUUUAUAAAGGUUAAUGGUGGGCGAACUUUAGAGGAAGAAGGCGAGUGUUAUUUUAAUGAACUUAUAAACAGAAGCAUGAUCCAACCAGUACAUAUCCAGUAUGAUGAUAGAGUAUAUUCAUGUAGGGUUCAUGAUAUGAUUCUUGAUCUCAUUAUAUCAAAGGCAACAGAAGAAAAUUUUAUCACUAUAAUUACUGGCAAAAAACAAAUGUUGGCCUCGAAAUACAAAGUUCACAGACUCUCAUUUGACAACCAUGAUCAAGAAAAUGUGACAUUAUAUUCCAUGGUUACUACUCAUGUUCGUUCCUUGAACAUAUUUAGAUACUGUGAACAAAUGCCUCCUCUUUUGAACUUCCCAGCCUUGAGAAUGCUGGAUCUUGAUGGUAAUAACAAUUUGGAAAGCAGUUAUCUUGAAGAUAUCGGGAACUUAUUCCAGUUAAGGUAUCUACGGAUUAGAGCAAGUAAUAUUUCUCUUCCAGAUCAAAUAGGCGAGCUACAGUUUUUGGUAAUACUGGAUCUUCUCAACUGUAUUGGUAUAAGUAAAUUGCCAGCAAGCAUUGUGAAACUUCAAUAUUUGAAAUGGUUAAUUGUUCCUCGUGUUGAGUUGCCGGAUGGAAUUGGGAACUUGCAAGCUUUAGAGUAUAUGUCACUUAUGGUUGUAGACCAAAGUACCUCUAUAAGUUCAUUACAGGAGCUGGGCACUUUAACCAAAUUGAGAACCCUCGGAUUGGAUUGGCGCAUCAAUGAAUUUCACAAGGAAAAACUAACAUACACAGAUAAUUUUGUCUCAUCACUAGGAAAACUCAGUAGGUCUAACCUACAAUAUUUAACUCUGAUCAGUCCUUGGUCCCUUGACUUCUUAUUGGAUUCUUUGUCACCUCCUCAUCUCCUUCAGAGAUUAGGAAUCACAGGUUGGCAUCUCAGUAGGAUUCCAGUGUGGAUGGCCUCACUGGCUGACCUAACAUACCUAGAUAUUGAGGUUAAAGUCCGACAAGAAACCCUUGAGAUCCUUGGGAAUUUUCCAGCUUUACAGUUUCUAAAAUUAUACUCAAAUGCAGUAGACCACAAUGAAAGGUGGCUCACUGUCAGCAACAAUGGAUUUCGGUGCCUGCAGAAGUUUAAAUUUGUUCACUGGAUGAACCUGAUAUUUGAGGAAGGAGCCAUGCCAAAGCUUGAAACUCUUGAAUCCCAAAUAGUAGCACAUGAGGCACGGCCUGAGUGUGGAUUUGGUCCUCCUGAUUUUGGUAUCUGUCAUCUCUCUGCCCUCAAGAACCUCAUCAUUGAUAUAUUCUGCGAGUGUGCAAGAGUUGAAGAGGUGGAGGCAUUAGAAGUUGCCAUCCAGAUUGCAGCCAGUAUGCUUCCCAACCAUCCUACACCAACUUUGAACAGAUUUCGUGAAGCAGAGAUGGUAAAGAAUUGCCAGGCAUUCAACGCAGAAGUGGAUCGAAGUCAAACAGUUCUGAACUCCAGUGUAUGUACGACAUAUCGACCGAUAGAAUACAUGGCUGGUUCAACACUCCUGAAGAUCUGAACGCUGGAGGGAAAAACCACAAGCUUGCCUUUAUUCUGCAGAAUGGAAUGUGAAAAUCCAUCAGCUGUCCUUUUAUGCAAAUAGUGCGAUCUGUGAAUUACUAUGAACUCUGUAGUUUUUUAUAUUCCAUUCAGAAAUGACAUCUGUUUGAUACUUCGAUGUCAACAUGAUGUUUGAAACAUGAACCACUAUUUGUUGUAUAAUUAGCCUUUAAAAGUCUAAAUUUCAUUCUCUUUGAUAUAUGCACUGAUGUAGUAUUACAGACGACUAGAUCUGGGGUGCUUGUUUAUAACAUUUCAA